AUGGAUCCAGCGAUGAGGCGUGCAUGGAAGGAGGAGCUUCAACGGUUGGAGAGUACCGUUUCCGGCUCCGAGGUUGACAUCGCCACAUUCGCCGCCUUGACCGACUUUCUUCGGCGCCGUUGCCGCGCCGCCAGCUCUGUCGAAGCCUCGCAGCCCGCACGUCCCUUCAGCGGGAUAGCCUCACGCUCAAACUCCUCAACAUCAGGAAACAAUUACCACGCCCUCGCCACGAGCAACGAUACGCCGUCGUGCCCGGCGUGCCACGAGGGCCAUUAUCCCGGGCGUUGUGCGCAGUUCCAGGGGCUUGAUGUACGAGCACGGAGGGAGCUCGUCUACCAGGCAUGGCUGUGCUUCAACUGCCUUCGACCCGGGCACGCUGUGAAGUACUGCCCCUCCCAGUCGGCUUGCCAAUAUUGCCGAGAGCAGCAUCACAGCUCACUGCACGACGCCGUGCUUCCGACCGCCCUCGUCCAUCUGAGUGGUCCUCCUGGUCGUCGAGUUCCGGCCCGAGCGCUGAUCGAUGCGUGCUCCGAGGUCACCGUCAUCUCUGCGACUCUCGCGCGCCUGGUCGGCGCACGACUAGAAACCAUCGAAGCCAGCAUCUCCGGCGUCGGCGGCGAGUCCGCCGUCCGGUCCAGAGUCCGGGCCCAUCUCCGCCUCGAGCUUCCAGGGCCCGCACCACCGGUCGCGCUGACAGCGCUGUGUUUGCCCAGGCUCGGCCUGGUAUCCCCCUCCACCCCGCUGCACCCGGAGGCAAUCCGGCAGUGGGCUGACUGCGAGGGCCUCGCCGAUCCUUCGUUUGGCACGCCACAACGCGUUGACCUCCUCAUCGGCGCCGACUACUACCACUUGCUGCUACGACCCGGCUACACUCAACGAGGAGAAAUCGUCGGGCAGCGCACAGUCUUCGGCUGGGUAUUGGCAGGCCGUGCCGUCGGGCUCGCUCCAGGUACGUCAGCCGUCUGUGCAGCCGCCCAAUCCGACGUGGCUCCGCCUUGGCACAACGAGCUAACCGCUCUGCUACAGCGGUUCUGGGAGAUGGAGGAUCUUCCUCAGGCUCACCGCCGCUCAGAUGAGGACAUCGAGUGCGAGCGUGCUUUCGCAGACCACCGACGCGCCGCGGACGGACGGUACAUCGUGCGCCUCCCGCUGAAGGGCAGCGGUUCGCUUCUUCUUGGCGACAGUCUUCAGAGCGCCAAGGCCUCCUUGGCAGCCCUGCAACGCCGGCUUCGGCGAAGCCCCGAUAUGGCUGUGGAGUAUAGUCGAUUCAUGGCUGACUAUCUCGCGAUGGGCCACAUGCGCCCGCUCACCAGCGCUGAGCUUGCAGCUACAGCUGGGCCCGUCAACUACAUCCAUCAUCAUGGCAUCUGGCAGCAUGCUGAUCGCGGGCGCAAGCUCCGAGUAGUCUUCAACGCGUCCAACCCGACUUCCAGUGGCCACAGCUUGAAUGACGUCCUCCACGCUGGACCCAGACUCCAAGCCGCGCUCCCAUCGGUGCUCAUGCGCUGGCGGCGGCACCGCAUCGCCUUCUGCAGCGACAUCCGCAUGAUGUUCCGGCAGAUUUGGAUCGACUACCGUGACGUCGACCUGCAGCGGAUCGUCUGGGCUGCCGAUCCCAGCCAGCCUCCAACCCACUACCAGCUGCUCACUGUGACUUACGGCGAAUCGUGCUCGCCUUACCUGUCGCUGCGUACCCUCCAACAGCUAUGCCAGGACGAAGGCCACAACUGGCCCGAAGCUGUGUCAGCCGCCCUGUGUGACCGCUACGCCGACGACUUUCUCUCCGGGGCCGACGACGUCACCGCGGCUCGGCGCCUCCGCGACCAGCUGAGCGGGCUCAUGAAGGCCGGCGGCUUUCCCCUGCGGAAGUGGGUGGCCAAUGUCCGCGAGCUGCUCGACGAUCUGCCUGACGACGUCCGCUUACGUCCGACCUGGGAGCAGCUCAGCGCUGAAGGCCUCGUCAGCGAGCUCGGGGUCAAGUGGGAUCCACCGUCGGACUGCUUUCAGUUGACGCCUCCACCACUCCAGCCGCAGAGCACAAAGCGGACGAUGCUCGCGGCGCUCGCGGGUCUGUUCGACCCAUGCGGCUGGCUCGCGCCGAUCGUGUUGAAUGCCAAGCUCUUGCUCCAGGAUCUCUGGCGCGCCAGACUGGGCUGGGACGAGCCUGCGCCGAUCUCAAUGACUCGCCGAUGGGCGGAAUUUACCGCCGAGCUCCAGGCCAUCUCCACCUUCACCUUACCGCGCUGGAUCGGAGUUGGGCCUUCUUCCGAGCUUCACCUGCACGGCUUUUCGGACGCCAGUCGCCGCGCGAUGGCAGCCGUCAUCUACUCUCGCCUCGCGCCCGGGGCUGGGCCGGCGCUCUGCCACAUUCUUCUGGCUCGGACGAAGCUCUCGCCGAUUCGCUCGCUCAAGCCGGCGCCAGAGACAUCCGCGCGCAUGACGAUUCCGCGCCUCGAGCUCCGCGCCGCACUGAUUGCCGCCAAGCUCCUGCGGACCGCUGCCGACGAGCUACGCGUACCUGUCGACCGCUGUCACGCAUGGUGCGACUCACAGAUCGUUCUGCACUGGCUGCGUUCCGACAGGCCAACCAACAACGUGCUGAUCGACAACUAUGUCGCCCAAAUCCAGGAAAUGCUGCCUUCGAGUGUCUGGCGAUACGUGCCGACCCAGUCAAAUCCAGCCGACCUCGCGACCAGAGGUGCCGACAUGACCGGCCUUCGCUCGCAGCGCACUUGGUGGGAGGGCCCCGCUUGGCUCGCCGAGGACGUCGACUCGUGGCCCCUAGACCCGCUCCCCGCACCGAACCAGCAUUCAUCCAUCUGCUGCGUAGUGCAGCAGCUCGACGCCAGCUACCUCGAGCAAUUCUCCAACUUACGCAUGCUACUAAGCUUCCUCGUACGCAUUCGUCGAUUUGUCCGGAGCCGCUUGGGCAGGGUCCCCGUGCUUUCGGUCGCUUCACCUCUUACGCCCACCGAGCUCCACGACGCUUUUCUCGCAUGUGUACGCCUCAGCCAGGAGAGAUCAUUUUUGGACGACCUCCAGUGUCUUCAACGGGGCGAACGUCUGCGGAAGACAAACCCCUUGGUACCGUUAGCAGCCUUCCUCGAUGACGACGGGAUUCUGCGCGUCGGCGGGUGGCUAGAGCAUUCACCGUUGACCUACAAGGAGCGGCACCCGCUAAUUCUCAGCGGCGCCUCUUCCCUCGCUUCCAUGGUCAUCGCCUGGGCGCACUCUCGGGCGCUGCACGGUGGAUACCGUGUCACCAGUGCCUACGUCUGUAAGCGCGCUUGGCUCCUCGGUGGGCCCCGGCGGAUCAAGGCUCACCUCCGCAAGUGCGUCGUCUGCAUCCGGCUGCGAGCGCGACCGGCGACUCAACUCAUGGCCCCACUGCCAUCGUCUCGAGUCUCCCCUUCUCGUGCCUUUGCCUGCACCGGAGAAGACUACGCCAGCCCUUUCCAUGUACUCUCCACCAGAGGACGAGGAGUCCGGACCACGAAAGGCUACAUCGCCGUUUUUGUGUGCCUCGCCACCAAGGCCCUGCACCUGGAGCUGGUCGGCGAUAUCUCGGCAGCGUCAUUCUUGGGCGACCUCCACCGAUUCGCUGGACGCCGCGGUCGGCCCGGUGAGAUAUGGAGCGACAACGCGACUUGCUUCCGCCGCGCUGAUGUUGAGCUGCGCGAUACCUUGCUGACAGCUGAGCUGGACUGGGGAUUGGUCGCGGGCUCUCUCACCAAUCAAGGAAUUGCUUGGAAGUUCAUUCCACCGGGUGCUCCUCACUUCGGUGGCUUGUGGGAGGCCGCCGUCAAGUGA
This is a messenger RNA of Copidosoma floridanum, 3810 nucleotides long. RefSeq lists its product as uncharacterized. The record is from RefSeq and is a predicted model, not a curated record. Gene Ontology annotation, molecular function: nucleic acid binding. Lineage: Eukaryota; Metazoa; Arthropoda; Insecta; Hymenoptera; Encyrtidae.